Molecule: messenger RNA, 1593 nt
Organism: Aspergillus mulundensis
Lineage: Eukaryota; Fungi; Ascomycota; Eurotiomycetes; Eurotiales; Aspergillaceae
Product: Zn(II)2Cys6 transcription factor
Exons: 2
Coding region: 1-1593 (530 amino acids)
Biological process (GO): regulation of DNA-templated transcription
Molecular function (GO): zinc ion binding; DNA-binding transcription factor activity, RNA polymerase II-specific
Source: RefSeq, a predicted model, not a curated record
AUGCACGACGACCAGCAGAAGCGCCGCAGAAGAUAUGUAACCCGGUCGCGCACCGGAUGCCGCACCUGCCGUCUCCGCCACAAGAAAUGCGACGAAACCCCCAUCGCCUGCCUCAACUGCACCUCCAACGGCUGGGAAUGCGAAGGCUACGAAGUUGCCCGGCUACCGUUCCAAAAAGGCGACCGGUACUCCAUCGCCACAACCCCAUCAAUGGAGUUCUGCUGGGCGAUGACGUCCGACGAGAAGCGCUGCGUCUCGUUCUUCCUGCACCGCACCGUCGCAAGCCUGACAUCCUUCUACGACUCCCCGCUCUGGCAGAGCCUCGUCUUCCAGAUGUGCUGCACCGAGCCGGCAGUCUACCACGCCGUCGUCGCCCUCAGCGCCGUAAACCAGGACCUCGAGCGAUACGGCAUCCCCAUGCCCGGGUCCGACACGGACAGCAACUGGCACCGGUUUGCGCUGGAGCAGUGCAUGCGCUCGUUCGCACUGCUCAACAAGCGCCACAUCUCGCAGGACCCGCAGCUGCCCAAGGUACUGCUCGUUUGCUGCCUGCUGUUCGUGAUGCUGGAGCUGGUGCUGGGGCACUACGACAACGCGACCGUGCAUUUACAGAGCGGGAUGGCGAUCCUCAAGGAGAUGAAGAUCCGGCGCCACACGCCGGGCACAAACGCGACCGUGGAGGACGGCCUGCUCGAGGCGUUUCUGCACCUCGAGGCUCAGGCCUCGCAGCACGGCGUCCUGGACCCGGCGCUGCAUCUCGACGAUGAGAUUCUCUACGACGAGCGGUACGAAGCGUGUCUGUUUGAGUUUGGCACCGUGGCCGACGCCCAGCGUGCGCUUUGGCCGCUGUUCAACGCCGGCAUCCGCUUCCCCGAGGAAUGCUGGAGCCAGCGCGUGGACGAGCUCGUCGCACGGUACGGCGAGCUGCAGGCGAAACAGCAGCGGUUCCUCUCGUGCCUUUUCCAAUUCGGCGCCCGCUUCCGCGCGUUCCAUCAAGCGGCGUAUGACCGUCUCACGCCGAGAGCGCAGCGCGGUGCCGACACGUUGCGCCUGACGUAUCGGGCGCUCGACAUCACGAUCCGGUCCUGUCUCAUGACGGGCAUCAACCUGGAGCCCGUGUGGCUGCGCGUGGACUACAGGAAUCUCUACGCCGAGGUUGUGGCCGUCAUGGACAGAUUCCAGGACCGGCCGCCGAUGAUGAUCGAGACUGGCGUCUGCCCGCCCUUGUUCACCAUCGCCACCCACUGCCCCGACUGGGCCAUCCGCAUGCGUGCAGUCGACGCUCUACGAUCGUGGCAGCACUGCGAGGGAUACAUGCGGUCGAACCUGGUGGCGGAUAUGGUGGUUGAAGCGAUGAAGGCGCAGCUGCGGAAGGUGUGGAGUGAGAUGCAGGCUUCUGGGUGUCCUGCUCCGGCGUUGGUGUCUUUUGUCGAAAGUGACCAGGGGGUGGAUGCGCACAUUAGUGACGGGCUGGGGGAUACGUCUUGGUCGAUGCCUCUUGAGCCGGAUCGGGCUUUUAUACAGGCACUUUGCUCGAUCACGACUGUACGGAAGUGGCCGGGCGUUCGUGCGUCGGGCAUCUUGCCUGAGUAG